UCGUUGAAAAGUAGUCCCAUUUGGAGGAACUUCAUCUUCAAAAGGGUGCGUUGCUCUGCAGCCGCCUCUUUCCUGAGCCAUUAUCUUUCUUCUACGACCCCACUUUCUCCGCCAUUAAAACCCUGCUUCACGUUUAACAAUACCCUUUGCUUUUCCCUUCAUUUCUUGACAAACCCCAUUUCUUUUCCCCCAAGUUUCCUAGUGUUCUUAUUUCCCUUUUGGGGGUUUUUUCUUUUGAAUUGAGUUCUAAUGGAGGAUCGGUUCGAGCCAUUGAAGGACCUUGGCUCUGGAAAUUUUGGAGUUGCUAGGCUCGUUCGAGACAAGAAGACGAACGAGCUUGUUGCUGUUAAGUACAUUGAGAGAGGGAAGAAGAUUGAUGAGAAAGUUCAAAGGGAAAUCAUUAAUCAUCGAUCGUUGCAGCAUCCGAACAUUAUCAGAUUCAAGGAGGUCUUCUUAACCCCAACUCAUUUGGCCAUUGUCAUGGAAUAUGCAGCUGGUGGUGAACUUUUCGGAAGAAUAUGCAGCGCUGGUCGAUUUAGUGAAGACGAGGCAAGAUUUUUCUUCCAGCAGCUAAUAUCCGGAGUCAGCUACUGCCAUUCCAUGCAAAUUUGUCACAGGGAUCUGAAACUCGAAAACACACUCUUGGAUGGAAGUCCUACACCACAACUUAAGAUAUGUGACUUUGGUUACUCAAAGGUUGAUAAUCUAUCAUCCAACAAGCUCGAAUCUGUUUCGUUCUGUCAUAUAUUCAGUCUUUUUUGCUUGUUCGAUCCGUUGCAGUCUGGCUUGUUACACUCGCAACCGAAAUCGACCGUUGGGACGCCUGCAUAUAUCGCUCCGGAGGUUCUAUCACGGAAGGAGUACGAUGGCAAGAUAUCAGAUGUUUGGUCAUGUGGAGUUACAUUGUAUGUGAUGUUGGUCGGAGCGUAUCCGUUCGAAGAUCCCGAAGAUCCAAGAAAUUUUCGUAAGACGAUAGCGAGAAUAUUGAGUGUUCAAUACUCCAUACCCGAUUACGUACGUGUAUCCGUGGAGUGUCGCAACCUACUCUCUCGCAUAUUCGUUGCCAACCCCGCAAAGAGGAUCACUAUCCAAGAGAUAAAGCAGCUGCCAUGGUUUUUCAAGAACUUGCCAAAGGAACUGAUUGAGAUUGAGAAAACGAACUUCAAACGACAAGAACACAACCAGCUGUCGCAGAGCGUCGAGGAAAUCAUGCAGAUUGUUCGGGAAGCAAUGACGCCUGGGGAAGGAUCCAAGGUUGGGGACCAAGCGUUGGCCGGAGGGUCGGGGCUCGACGAUCUCGACGCCGAUAUCGAUUCUGAAAUCGAUGUCAGUGGUGACUAUGUAACUGCUGUUUGAGAAUGGUAUGAUUAUGAAAAAACAAGCAUAAAAUGGUGUCAAAAUCACAUUGUAAAGAGAGAAUAGAAAGCCAUGGAACAUUGUGCAAAAUGUUCAUUGUAUCAACAAUAACAUAGUCCAUUUUUUGUUG
This is a messenger RNA of Cucurbita pepo subsp. pepo (vegetable marrow), 1486 nucleotides long. RefSeq names its product serine/threonine-protein kinase SRK2A. Gene Ontology annotation, biological process: protein phosphorylation. The record is from RefSeq and is a predicted model, not a curated record. Gene Ontology annotation, molecular function: protein serine/threonine kinase activity; ATP binding. NCBI's taxonomy places the organism in Eukaryota, Viridiplantae, Streptophyta, Magnoliopsida, Cucurbitales, Cucurbitaceae.